GUGAAGAUUUGAUCUCUUGAGGGUAAGAUAUUAUGACUAGCAACUUCCGCCAACAACAUCACUACACAGUGAAUCUGAAUCCCUCCGCCAUUGCCACUCGAAUUUUCCACCGCCGUAACCUCCGGCGAUUUUAGACUCUCCCACGCAUUCCAUCAACUCCUCCUUCAUCAAAUUCAUGGCACUCCGAUGUCUCUAUCUCUAAUAACCCUCCGUAGAGCUUCAAAUUUCUCCGAUUUCACGGCAGGCAUUUACAAUGCCGGAUACCGGAUUCAACGAACGAUGGGACGACAAGGACGAAGAUUCAGAUGGAAAAUGCGACUUCCUGGUUGUAGCUCUGUGCCCUUGUUUAGUAUGUUUGAUUCUCGUUCUCAUCGUAGUUUUCAUUCUUCUCAUUGUCAAAUUCCAUUUAUUUUGCCAUACGCCUCUUCAUUCUCUGUUCCUCAAGAAAAAUUGUUGACUGUUCCACCUUCAAGAACGAUUGAUUUCAGAAAUCCCCUCUUCCCUAGUCUUGAUUUAUUAGCUAGAGGCUAUUGCGAUUUGAAUAAUUCUGAUUCUGAUUCUGAAAUUGAAUGUGAGAAGAGUGAGGAUGAUGAUCGUGAGUGUGAUUCGAGGGUGGAUUCGACUGAAGUCGAUCGCGUAUGCAAGGUGAUCGACGAAUUGUUUGCCUUAGAUAGGAACAUGGAGGCAGUUCUUGAUGAAUGUGGAGUAAAAUUAUCUCAUGAUCUGGUUUUGGAGGUCUUAGCAAGGUUCAAACGAGCUCGAAAACCGGCAUUUCGAUUCUUCUGUUGGGCUGCUCAGAAGCCAGGAUUUGCCCAUGACUCCAAAACUUACAAUAUGAUGAUGACAAUUUUGGGGAAGACAAGGCAGUUUGAAACAAUGGUUUCCUUGCUUGAAGAAAUGGCUGAAAAAGAGCUUUUGACAAUGGAAACUUUCACCAUUUGUUUCAAAGCAUUUGCAGCUGCAAAAGAGAGGAAGAAAGCUGUUGGAGUCUUUGAGUUGAUGAAGAAGUAUAAGUAUAAAGUGGGUGUAGAAACUAUAAACUGCUUGCUUGAUAGUUUAGGGAGAGCAAAGCUUGGUAAAGAAGCUCUAACAAUUUUUGAGAAGUUACACGGUAGGUUUACGCCGAAUUUACAAACAUACACGGUUUUGUUGAAUGGUUGGUGUCGAGUGAGGAAUCUAAUGGAAGCUGGGAAGAUAUGGAAUCAGAUGAUUGAUGAAGGUUUUAAGCCUGAUAUUGUUGCUCAUAAUACCAUGCUUGAAGGCUUGUUGAGGUGUAAGAAGAGGUCAGAUGCUAUCAAGUUGUUUGAGGUUAUGAAAACCAAGGGACCAUCUCCUGAUGUCAAAAGCUACACUAUUUUGGUUCGGGAAUUCUGCAAACAAGCCAAGAUGAAAGAAGCGGUUGAGUAUUUUGAAGAAAUGCAAGGAGCGGGAUGUCGACCUGAUGUUGCAAUCUACACUUGUUUGAUCACAGGGUUUGGGAAUCAGAAAAGGAUGGACAUGGUUUAUGGGCUACUGAAAGAAAUGAGAGCAAACGGUUGCCCGCCUGAUGGGAAGACUUAUAAUGCUCUAAUCAAGUUGAUGACGAAUAAGCGGAUGCCCGAUGAUGCAGUUCGGAUAUACAAGAAGAUGAUCGAGAAUGGCUUUGAACCAACAAUCCACACGUACAGCAUGAUGAUGAAAUCCUACUUUCAAACAAGGAAUUACGAAAUGGGUGUUGCUGCUUGGAAUGAGAUGAAGCGAAAAGGGUGUUGCCCCGACGAUAACUCGUAUACUGUGUUUAUAGGGGGGCUUAUAAGUCUGGGACGUUGUGUCGAAGCUGGAAAGUAUCUAGAGGAGAUGAUUGAGAAAGGAAUGAAAGCUCCUCAGCUUGAUUACAACAAAUUUGCUGCUGAUUUCUCUAGAGCUGGGAGACCUGAUAUUCUUGAAGAAUUGGCUCAAAAGAUGAAAUUUUCUGGUAAAUUUGAAGCUUCCAGUGUGAUUGCAAGGUGGGCUGAGAUGAUGAGGAAGAGGGUUAAGAGAAGAAAUCCUACAAACUUUACUAAUGGUGACCAUAGCCCUUAGAAUCUCAUUUAAUUAAACACCAUUUUUCACUUAAUCCAUUCUGUUCUAUACUAUUUAUUACUGUAUUUUAACAUUAGAUUGUAUAUUUUAUUAGAAUUUUAGCUUAGAUUUCGUCCA
Molecule: messenger RNA, 2178 nt
Organism: Cucumis melo (muskmelon)
Lineage: Eukaryota; Viridiplantae; Streptophyta; Magnoliopsida; Cucurbitales; Cucurbitaceae
Product: pentatricopeptide repeat-containing protein At3g62470, mitochondrial-like
Exons: 1
Coding region: 187-2061 (624 amino acids)
Molecular function (GO): protein binding
Source: RefSeq, a predicted model, not a curated record